AUGUGCGGUGUGCUCGAAACCCCGACAAAAAACCCGCAAGCACCCGGCACACGCGACAGCAACCCCUUAUCACCCUGCGGUUCAUCUCACACCUCAUUAAAUCUAUUUGUUGUACCUGCUUUACUCGUAAUGAUGAUGAUGAUGAUGGGUUACUUGUUACGAGCGGCUAUGUCAGAACUCUUCGGGAGCUGGCAAGAUUUCCAUGUCGUGACUGCUCACAUCCGCGCUGGCGACGAUAGAGCGAAGCCGGACACGCGGCGACGUCGACGACGGAAGUUUCGCCUCGUAAUUACUACCGGCCUCGUGCAUGCGAUACCAUAUGGUCGAUUCACCUGCGCCGCUCGAUUCCGGAGCCACGUUCGGCGAGCUUCCGCUUUCGAGCCACCGCUCUCCUGUAAUUAUCCUCACGUAACCCCCGUCUACCUACCUUAUAGAAUUUCUCGAUUUCUGGGUGCAGUUCUUUUCAAAGUCAAGUUCACUUCAGCGACUUACCCCUUCGCUCAUGUCGCUCCCUCGAAAAACAUCAAGUCGAGUUGUCGAGAGCGUCAGGCUGCUGCAUUGUCUGCGGCCCAGCGCUACCGUAUACCCAGCCAGUCAUGGGAAAAAAAGCGUUCCAGCGCAGAGGAACAGAGUUUGUUUUCGUCUUUUUUUCCGCUCCAUCGCAGUUCUACUCCAUCUAUGGAAUAUGGUAUGUAUGCUGUGCAGUGCUACUACCGUGUAUGUGGUGUGUGUGUAUGUGUGUUGGAUGUUGGUUAG
This is a messenger RNA of Strongylus vulgaris, 756 nucleotides long. NCBI's taxonomy places the organism in Eukaryota, Metazoa, Nematoda, Chromadorea, Rhabditida, Strongylidae. The record is from the annotation of a GenBank genome assembly.